Molecule: messenger RNA, 1101 nt
Organism: Drosophila hydei
Lineage: Eukaryota; Metazoa; Arthropoda; Insecta; Diptera; Drosophilidae
Gene: Rpn11
Product: 26S proteasome non-ATPase regulatory subunit 14
Exons: 3
Coding region: 156-1082 (308 amino acids)
Biological process (GO): protein deubiquitination; proteasome-mediated ubiquitin-dependent protein catabolic process
Cellular component (GO): proteasome regulatory particle, lid subcomplex
Molecular function (GO): protein binding; proteasome binding; metallopeptidase activity
Source: RefSeq, a predicted model, not a curated record
UCAACUAUUACUUGCACUUUGCCGACGCUGACUGUCAAAAAACGAAAAGGAAAAUCAAGAACUGCUUUGUGUUUGUUGUUGCUGCCAGCAAAAUUCUACUUCAAAAACAUAAACUUCACAUUGUUCACGUUAUUUAAAUACCCACAAGUUGAAUCAUGGAUCGUUUGCUACGUUUAGGAGGCGCUAUGCCACAAGCUGCACCACCAACAGAUGCGCCCGUCGUGGACACCGCGGAGCAGGUGUACAUAUCAUCUCUAGCGCUCUUGAAGAUGCUCAAGCACGGUCGCGCUGGUGUGCCCAUGGAGGUGAUGGGAUUGAUGUUGGGCGAGUUCGUCGAUGAUUACACGGUGCAGGUUAUCGAUGUGUUUGCUAUGCCACAGACAGGCACAGGAGUCAGUGUGGAAGCAGUCGAUCCCGUCUUUCAAGCCAAAAUGUUGGACAUGUUAAAGCAGACUGGUCGACCCGAAAUGGUUGUCGGCUGGUAUCACUCGCAUCCGGGCUUUGGCUGCUGGUUAUCCGGCGUGGAUAUCAAUACGCAGCAAUCCUUCGAAGCCCUAUCCGAACGCGCCGUUGCUGUUGUCGUUGAUCCCAUACAGUCGGUCAAAGGUAAAGUGGUUAUCGAUGCCUUCCGCCUAAUCAAUCCGAAUAUGUUGGUGCUCGGACAGGAGCCCAGGCAAACCACCUCGAAUUUAGGUCAUUUGCAGAAACCAUCGGUGCAGGCACUGAUCCAUGGCCUGAAUCGUCAUUAUUAUUCCAUCAGCAUUAACUAUCGCAAAAAUGAGCUUGAACAGAAAAUGCUCUUGAAUUUGCACAAAAAGUCCUGGAAAGAUGGACUAACACUGGCCGACUACAAUGAACACUGUUCCAUCAAUGAAGAUACAGUCGCUGAAAUGCUUGAUCUAGCCAAGAACUAUAACAAGUCACUCGAGGACGAAGAGAAAAUGACGCCGGAACAGCUGGCGAUUAAGAAUGUGGGCAAACAGGACCCGAAACGGCAUUUGGAGGAGAAAGUUGAUACGGUUAUGCAGAAUAAUAUUGUACAGUGCUUAGGAGCUAUGUUGGACACCAUUGUCUUUAAAUAAAAAAAUUGCAUUUGCUGUU